GAACGAAGAAGACGCAUUGUUCUAGAGCUCCACUGAAAGAUUUCGAUUUUUCCAGCUAUACGUGAGUGUAUACGUUCCAUUAACCUCGUUUCCGCCGUUAUUCGUUCGGAUCGCACCCCGGGCGAAGCCCGGGACACAACUCCCCGGCUGGGAUUUCUUCUCGGCAACGAUGGAUUUUCCGGACCGUACAGGGAAGGCGAAAUGUACCACUCUAGCCGCACCGGCGGCCACCCUCACUCCUCGAAAGGAAAGCGGUGAGGAAAAUGCCCCACAAGGGCCCUCCCAACACCUUCACUACGAUCCUGAUCACCUACAAGAAAGCAGCAGUGACAUGGACUCCCUGAUAAUUGACGAGGAUGCAGAUGACACCGUGGAUGGUUUCCGGGUCCCUCGGCAGCAGCUUAAACGGAAACGACGAGCCGAGCGCCGUCACAGCAGCUCCAGUGACGAUACAGUCAAAAGUGUACCCUCCUCUACUUGCUCCACAAGGGCUCCCUCUCUGACAGUGCUUUUCCGUCCCAUUUCGCAAGGUGAGACGGUCAAUAGCUUGCAGUUAACGAAACUUGAGCAAUACCUCGAAUCGGAAGCACCAAACGAGAUUGCCGAAAUACGCUUGAAUUACAAAAAGAACAUCGUCGCAGUCGAUGUAAAGACCGCCGGCGGCGUCAACAAACUUUUAGGACUGUCCCGCCUCUGUGCAAAGUCAGUGUCUGCUUUCGUCCCGGCAUCAGCACGUGCGACGAACGGGGUUAUUCGCGUCUCUGAUACAUCUCUAAGUGAUGCAGAAAUCAGCAAACGGCUCCGAGCUGUCAUUCCUGUUACGAGCGUCAGGCGCCUCGGUAAGGAAGGAGUGCUUGUGAAGCUGAGCUUCUCCUCAGGCCCCCUACCAAAGCAGGUCCACAUUGGAACGGUCAAAUUCCUUGCCAGCGAGUACAAACCGAAACCAACUCAGUGUUUCAAGUGUGGACGUUUUGGCCACGUAAAUGCAACCUGCACACGUGCCCAGACCUGUAUGAGAUGCGCCGGGAAUCAUGACAUCAGCGCUUGUAUAGAAGAAAACACACUGAAAUGUCAGAACUGUGGCAAGGCACAUUCCACGCUCGACAAUGCCUGCCCCGUAAAGCAGUUGGAAACAGCGGCCCAUCGCUACAGCGUCAACAGUCGUGUCCCUAUACGUGAGGCCCGUAGAAUCUUCCGUGCUUCAAAAGAAAGGAGAAAAGAUCCUGCCCUACAUCAUGAAACUACCACCACGACGAAGGCUCGCCUUCGCAAGGGCGCCCUGCACACCAAGGCUUCUUUCAGUGAGGUGAUCAAAAGAUCCCAUGUCCCCUCCCCUGCUCCGCACACCGCUGAAAAGACUCCUAACGUUGCAAGGGAGCCUCGUACGGCAGCCCCCAUAUUGUUCACAAGAAACCACAUCUCUCCAAAAACGGCGGACAACACACCCGAAUCAAACCAGCCGCAAAAAGCAACAUCCAAUGAACAAUUACCAAGGUUUGCUGCGUUCAUCGACAUCGCUUUUCUCGUCCUCAGGACACUACAUGAAUGCUCAUGGCUUCCAUUAGGCAUGCGUCACUUCAUUUCUCUUGUUCUCCCGCUUCAGCAAUCUCUAACGAACUUCGUUGGAGUGUGA
Messenger RNA from Ornithodoros turicata, 1633 nucleotides. RefSeq lists its product as uncharacterized. The transcript has a single exon. Gene Ontology annotation, molecular function: nucleic acid binding; zinc ion binding. Bases 170 to 1633 code for a protein of 487 amino acids. NCBI's taxonomy places the organism in Eukaryota, Metazoa, Arthropoda, Arachnida, Ixodida, Argasidae. The record is from RefSeq and is a predicted model, not a curated record.